Messenger RNA from Camellia sinensis, 2159 nucleotides. NCBI's taxonomy places the organism in Eukaryota, Viridiplantae, Streptophyta, Magnoliopsida, Ericales, Theaceae. The record is from RefSeq and is a predicted model, not a curated record.
CAUCAUCACAAUUGUCUCGACCAACGUUGUCUUCACAGGCCACCACAGGUAUACAAAUUUGUUAUGUACUUAAAUUAUAUUAAUUAAAUUAUUUCAUUUUCACUAUACAUAAGCUUUCUAAUUUCAUAUGCUAGGACCGACGACUUCUUCAUAUCCCACCUCAGGUACACGGAAGAGGAAGCUCAAUAACCCCUCUCGCACUAUGGCUGAUGUUUUGCGUAUGCAGACACAAUCACCACCACCAUCACAACCAUCGAUACAACCACCACCGCCAUCACAGCCACCGAUACAACCACCACCACCAUUACAACCACCGAUACAGCCACCACCACCAUCACAGCCACCGAUACAGCCACCACCACUACCAUCACAGCCACCGAUACAACCACCACCAUCAUCACAAUUGUCUCGACCAACGUUGUCUUCACAGGCCACCACAGGACCGACGACUUCUUCAUAUCCCACCUCAGCGACUAAUUCACAAGCCAACUCAGGUAUAACAAAUGGCUAUGUAUCUAAUUACGUUAAUUUAACUACAAGUUAUUUAUUAUCAAUUUUUGUAAUAUGUGUUUUUUUUUCCAUUACUCCUCACAUGCCCUACAGGUUCUUUAUCUUCCCCCCGAGGUCGAGGAUUUGCGAAAGGCAUUAAAGAUUGGGGUACGGGGAAGAAGUUGGCCAUUGAUUUCGAUGCCGACUUCAAUCCUACUGGAGAUAAUGAGUCUAAGUUAACUAGCCAACUUGGGUUCGUGGUACGUAAUGGGAACAUUGUUUCUCUUACGUACGUUGAUUGGACCGAAGUGCCUAUUGAUGUUCUUGAGUCAAUAUGGGCGGAUGUUAAGGAUAAUUUACAAAUUUGUCCGGAGGGGUACAAACCACGUUGCUUGAAAAAGUGCAAUGAGUUGUGGAAGGAUCACAAAAGCAAGAUCAAGAAUAAGUAUUUUAAGCCUAACAAGGAUCAUACUAAUAUCAAAGACAUGGUGCCUCCGCAAAUUGUUCCAGAACAGUGGUAUGAUCUUGUUGAUUAUUGGAAGACUAAGAAAGUAGAGGACAUUGCAAUCCACAAUGCUAGAAGUCGUUCCUUUCAUUAUAUUAAUCAUACGACAGGACGUACUUCAUUCACUCAGAUUCGAAGGAAGAUGGUUGCUGAAGGGUUGCCCACGGAUAAAAUGAGUGUUUGGAAAUAUACACGCAAUCAAACUGGCCCUGAUGUUAGGCAAACCAUGGAUGAGUUUGAGCGCCAAUUGUCCAUGUUGCCUGAAGAUUACCGCACUACCGAAGAUGCUCGAGAUAGUGUUUUCCACGAUGUGGUCGGUGAAGAUGGGCAUGGAUAUUGUCGUACUUACGGCAAGGAUGUGCCUUGGAGCAUGGUGUAUGGAGAUAAAUCUAAGUCAUCACAGUCAGGAUCUCAGUCAUCGAUUGUUGCCGAGAUCACAAAGCAGGUUCGUACGGAGUUGAGACAAGAGCUGAGAGAUGAGAUUUGAGAGGAAUUGAGGGAGGAGAUGCGAACAGAGCUUUUGACACAGAUACAAGAAAUGAAAGCUGAAAUGUUGGAUAUUGUGUCCCACGAAGGGAGUACAAAUCACAACAAACAGGUACCGGAUGCAUUGAGUGGACACCGUGAACCUACGGAUUAUGACGCCGAUGAGAACCCACAUACACCACCACCUAAUGAUGAGGUAAACUUUCAAACAAUUUGAAAACUUGUCGUUUGUCAAAAUUUGUCGUUUUGUAACUUUUUUUCCAAACUGGUUGAUACACUAAAAUGCUCAAACGGGUUCGGAUAUCAACAUACUAGGCACACAUGACUUGUAGGAUAAGACGGGACUCGAAACCGAUUCCCGGUUUUCAAUCUAAAGCCUAAUUUCCGUUAAUAAAAACUUGUUACUUAAUAACUCUUUUUCAAACCGGUUGACACACUAAAAUGCUCAAACGGGUUCGGAUGUGAACGAAACUUGACACGCACAACAUACUAGGCACACAUGACUUGUAAGAUAAGACGGAACUCGAAACUGAUUCCCGAUUUUCAAUCUAAAGCCUAAUUUUCGUUAAUAAAAACUUGUUACUUAAUAACUCUUUUUCAAACCGGUUGACACACUAAAAUGCUCAAACGGGUUCGGAUGUCAACGAAACUUGACACGCACAACAUACUAGGCACACAU